Brugia malayi is the source of this 687-nucleotide messenger RNA. RefSeq lists its product as uncharacterized. The record is from RefSeq and is a predicted model, not a curated record. Gene Ontology annotation, molecular function: carbonate dehydratase activity; zinc ion binding. Gene Ontology annotation, cellular component: cytoplasm. Bases 1 to 687 code for a protein of 228 amino acids. Lineage: Eukaryota; Metazoa; Nematoda; Chromadorea; Rhabditida; Onchocercidae. The transcript has 7 exons.
AUGGCUACUACCGAUUCAACUAAAACACUAAAAAAAUUCAGAAAUAAAAAGUUAAUUACAGAUGGAAAUAAAGCACGCAAGAAGCAAAGUCCAAUAGAUAUUACAAAUGAAAUAACUGAUCAGGAUAGCAUGUUGAAAGCAUCGAAACUUCAAUUUUCCUAUACGAUCGGCGAUUUGAAAACAAUCGAAGUUACCGGCGAAGGUUUUUCAUGUAAAACUGAUAACGGAUGUACUUCAGAAUUAACUGCGUCACAUCUUCCGGAUGUUUACAAACUUUGGGAAUUCCACGCUCAUUGGGGAACAGAAAAAGAUUGUGGCAGUGAACAUUUAAUUAAUGGAAAAGGCUUUUCCGCCGAGGAAGACUCAGUUGAUAAUGAAAAUUUUUCGCCAAUCAUCGAUGGUCUCAGCAGUUCAUUAGCCUGUUUAAGCCGUGUCAACUUGGGACCAAAUUUUGAUCCACUCAAAUUACUUCCAGUGAAGCACUCGUAUUAUACGUACGAGGGGUCACUGACCACGAAACCAUUUAAUGAGUGUGUCAUCUGGACAGUACUGAAACAUCCCAAUACCAUAAGUUUUAAACAGCUGGAAUUAUUACGACGAAUUGUCCCCAGAAAUUGUCGAUUUCAACAUCCGUUAAAUGAACGUAGAGUGAAGCGCUCAUUUAAACUUAUUAAAAAAUCUCAAUGA